Molecule: messenger RNA, 2107 nt
Organism: Physella acuta
Lineage: Eukaryota; Metazoa; Mollusca; Gastropoda; Physidae
Product: neuropeptide CCHamide-1 receptor-like
Biological process (GO): G protein-coupled receptor signaling pathway
Cellular component (GO): plasma membrane
Molecular function (GO): neuropeptide receptor activity
Source: RefSeq, a predicted model, not a curated record
UGGGCGUUGGAUGCGAGUUGCGCUUGUAUGUUUUAAAAUUUGUAUUUCACGACAAAAUCUUUUCUGUAAUAAAAACAUUCUAGUUCCAUUCCUAAUAUUUUGUUUGUUGAUAUUCCGGCAACCAGUUUUCAUAAAGUUUGGACAAUAUUUUUUUGGACCUCACUCGUUCAGACAAACAUACAUCUCGUGCUCAUGCAUAUAUAUCUCUCUCAUCGCGACGCCAUCUGUCUCACUUUAUCUCACUUUUACCUCAGUUUUUAACAUCUAGAUAUCUCAGUGCAAAAACUUUAAGCGGAACAUUUUUAAUUAAUUUUUAUGUUUAUCUUUCCCGAAAAUCGGUUGGAUUUCUUGAACGUAUUUUUAAAAAAAAAAGAAAAAAAAAAAAAAAACAGUGAUAGACUUUCGAGUACAUAAAAUGAAAAUUGUUAUAUGAAUACGAUGUAAUUGUAGUGGAAAAACUUUGUUCGAACUUUAACAGUGUUUGUGAAUCGUUUUCUUUCUAAGGCUGACUUGCCAAUUUGGCUUUAGUUUGGCUAAACACAAUUUCAUAUUCGUGUUAGUUUUUAAGUACUGUGUAACGAAUCUUGAAGUGACUCAAGUGUACGAGACAGUAGUUGGAAUCAGAAGGAAUUAUUUACAUUGUAUAUGCUGAUCUGACUGACGCGGCGUCAUGACGGCAUCUCUGGCAGUCACCACUCUAGCAGCGGUGCCGAUGGUGACCUCGACCAUGCAGCCCGCCGACCACAUCAGCGGCAACAUCACCGCCAGCGACAGCAGCAGCCUGCUCAACAACACACCGUCCCACUACGACAAGUGGGCUUUGACCAGUGAGAUCUACGGUGUUAUCGUACCCAUCGUUUUUGCCUUCAUCUUCAUCGUCGGACUCAUAGGCAACGGUACCCUGAUCUUGUCUGUCGUCGCCAACAAGGUGAUGAGAAAUAUCCCGAAUAUCCUGAUCGUCAGCUUAUCCGUGGGCGACUUUCUCCUAAUCCUGGUGAGCGUGCCGAUGACGUCAACGGUCUACACCUUCAGCAACUGGCCGUACGGCUCAGCGACGUGUAAAAUCAACGAGUUCCUUCAGACCGUCUCCCUGGGCGUGUCCGUCUUCACCCUGACCGCCCUUAGCGCCGACCGUUAUGUGGCUAUCGUCAACCCUAUGGCUAAACUCACCGGCAGGACUUUAAGAGCAACAGUAGCAACGGUGAUCGGUAUAUGGAUCCUGUCUAUUGCUUUAGCUAUUCCAGAUCUCGUUUUCAGCGGGAUUUACGUUCACGUUGCUAACGGGACAAACACAUCGCUUGGAGAAUUCUGUGCGCAGUUUCCCAGCGACUAUCACGCGGGCGUGGCCAACACCCUUCGACUGAUUGUUUACUUCAUUCUUCCUUUACUCACCAUCGGGUUCUUCUACGUCAUGAUGGCUAGGAUUUUAAUCCGCAGCAGCGAUAACGUCCCGGUUGACUCCAAGACCGGCGCGGCCAACCACAACCGGCAAAUCGCCGCCAGAAAAAAAGUCGCCCACGUCGUUCUGAGUUUCGUCGUCAUCUUCAUCGUCUGCUGGCUGCCGCGUCACGUGUACCUGAUGUGGUACAACUUCUCAAGCGGCGAGUUCAAUGAUCACUGGCACGCCUUUAAAAUCGCCGGGUUCUGCCUGACCUUUGUGAACUCUUGCGUCAACCCGUUCGCGCUUUACUUCCUCAGCGGGCAGUUCCGGAAAUACUACAACCGGUACCUCUUCUGCUGUUGCCGGCGGGCUCGGUACACCAGUCUGGAACCCACCUCCACCAUGCACAACCUCCACAGCAACAACCGCCGACCCAGCACCACCAACAUGUCGAUGGUAUACUCACAGUCGAUGUGCUGACUCUUUAGCUGUUUCUUCAGACGGAAGCAAGUGGGUGACAACAAAUCCAAAACCGCCGUGGCCAUGUGGAACUGCCGUGUCAAAUCACACCAGCCUCGAUUUGGAAGAGGAAAUCAGAAAGCGGAAACGGAACUGUGAAUUGAUACUUUUGGUACAGAAAUAACCUGCUAAAGAAUGAUUUUAUGUCACGUAAGAAGGUUUUUGACAAGUUACAGCUAAAAAUUUGUUUCAAAAAUAUUAUUUGUG